AAAAAUUAGGGUUUAAGGUUCAAGAAUAUCAAAACAAUGGGUGCUGUUUUUUCUUCCCCAACUCCCUCAAUUCCAUCCCAACUACAAAAACCUAAAAGUGCCUCCACCAUGGCUGAAGCCUCUUCUGCUAAACCUAUAGAUACAAAAAUCCCAGAUAAGAAACCUAUAGAUACAAAAAACCCAGAUGAGAAACCUAUAGAUACAAAAAACCCAGAUGAGAAACCUACAGAUACAAAAAACCCAGAUGAGGAACCUAUAGAUACAAAAAACCCAGAUGAGAAAACUAUAGAUACAAAAAACCCAGAUGAGAAACCUAUAGAUACAGAAAACCCAGAUGAGAAACUAACAGACCCAGUUCAAGAAAGUGAAAAAAAAGAAGGGGAAGAAGGAGAAGAAGAAGGGGAAUGUGGGUUUUGUUUAUUCAUGAAAGGUGGUGGAUGUAGAGAAGAAUUUAUAAAUUGGGAAAAAUGUGUUGAAGAAGGUGAAAAGGGUAAUGAAGAUACUGUUGAAAAAUGUUCUGAAGUUACUUCUGCUUUGAAAAAAUGUAUGGAAGCUAAUUCAGAUUACUAUGGAAUACUUUUGCAAGCCGAAAAAGAUGCCGAACAACAAGUUUUGAAUCAGUUAGAUCAGGAAGAAAAAAAGAAACAGGAAGAAAAAGAGAAAGAAAAAGGUGUUGCAGAAGGAUUGAAUUCAGGGGAGGAGCAAGAUUCGAAACCGAAAGCGGAACCGAAACAGGAAAGUUAGUAACUUUUUUGAAGGGGGAUGUUUUGAGGUAAUUAAACAUUAUUUUAGAGUAAUAAAGGUGAUAAAUUUUUUUGCUAUGAGACGGUUAAGUUAUACUGUAGAGCCGAAUGAUUGGUUGCUUGGCUGAGUUUGUUUUAACAUGAAUUUUUUUGAUCACCUCAAAUUGAUGAUGAUGUUAUACUAGUAAUAUUGGAAUUCUUAUUGAUAUCUUUUGAUAUGAGAAUGUGAAAUUCUGUUUUGGUUGUUAA
Erigeron canadensis is the source of this 992-nucleotide messenger RNA. Its product is annotated as acidic repeat-containing protein-like. NCBI's taxonomy places the organism in Eukaryota, Viridiplantae, Streptophyta, Magnoliopsida, Asterales, Asteraceae. The coding region runs from base 37 to 744 and encodes 235 amino acids. The transcript has a single exon. The record is from RefSeq and is a predicted model, not a curated record.